AUGGGGGGCGCGGCGCUGGUGCUGGCGCUGGCCCACGUUCUCAUGAGCCGCGCCGCCCCCCUGCGCCUGCGGGUGCUGGUGCCUGCGGUGGAGAACUCUGUGUCGGGUGACGCCUACCGCCCCCUGGACGUGCUGCAGUCCCGGGCGGGCAUCACGGUGGAGCAGGGCAACUGUGACGCGGAGGGGCGGCUCAUCCUGGCUGACGCGCUGGCUGAUGCGGCCUCUGACGCGCCAGACCUCAUCAUCGACGCCGCCACCCUCACGGGCGCGGCCCGCGCGGCGCUAGGCCCGGAGCUGCCGGCGGUGUUCAGCCGGGACGACGCGGCCUGGGCGCAGCUGGAGGCCGCCUCCCUGCAGCAGUCCGACCCCCUCUGGCGGCUGCCCCUGCACAAGGGCUACCGUCGCCUCCUCGACAGCAAGGUGGCCGACAUCGGCUCUGUCAGCAGCGGCGACACGCCCCAGGGCGGAGCCAUCGUGGCCGCGCUCUUCCUGUCAGAGUUUGUGCCGCCCUCCUGCCCCGCCUGGCUGCACCUGGACACGGGCGCGUGGGUGGGGCCGGGGGCCGCGCGCCCGGGGCGGCCCGAGGGCGGCGAGGCGCUGGGGCUGCUGGCUCUGGCAGCCAUGGUGGAGGCGCGCUACGGCGGCGGGCGCGCCGGCGGCGGCGUCGGCGGCGACGCGGCAGACAGCGGCGCAACCGAGGGGCCCCGGGCGCUGUACGAUGAGGGCCUCGCCAACGGCACCUACAGGGCCGACCCCCUGCAGGCGGUAACCGUGAAGAAGCUGCAGCUUCUGUACGAUGAGCUGCGCGUGUCGUACCGGCGCCCCUCGCGCCCCAGCAGCGGCCUCACCAUCCUGGACUCUGUCGCGGUCAAACAGCCCAAGAGCAGCUGGUGCGCGCGUGCGUGA
Molecule: messenger RNA, 906 nt
Organism: Monoraphidium neglectum
Lineage: Eukaryota; Viridiplantae; Chlorophyta; Chlorophyceae; Sphaeropleales; Selenastraceae
Product: leucyl aminopeptidase
Exons: 8
Coding region: 1-906 (301 amino acids)
Biological process (GO): proteolysis
Cellular component (GO): cytoplasm
Molecular function (GO): manganese ion binding; metalloaminopeptidase activity
Source: RefSeq, a predicted model, not a curated record